Sinocyclocheilus grahami is the source of this 636-nucleotide messenger RNA. RefSeq names its product semaphorin-3D-like. The transcript has 5 exons. The coding region runs from base 1 to 636 and encodes 211 amino acids. Gene Ontology annotation, molecular function: semaphorin receptor binding; chemorepellent activity. The record is from RefSeq and is a predicted model, not a curated record. Gene Ontology annotation, biological process: negative chemotaxis; semaphorin-plexin signaling pathway; axon guidance. NCBI's taxonomy places the organism in Eukaryota, Metazoa, Chordata, Actinopteri, Cypriniformes, Cyprinidae. Gene Ontology annotation, cellular component: plasma membrane.
AUGGCCUCCAUCCGAGCCGCCUUCAACGGGCCAUUUGCGCAUAAGGAGAGCCCUGAUCAUCGCUGGAUGGAGUACAAGGGGAAGAUCCCUUAUCCACGGCCGGGGACGUGUCCGAGUGAAACCUAUGACCCUUUGCACAAGUCCACCCGAGAUUUCCCAGAUGAUGUUGUGAGCUUCAUGAGGACCCAUCAGCUGAUGUGGGAGCCAGUGAUGCCCAUUCAUAGGCGUCCCGUCUUUACUCGGAUCAGUGCCCCCUACAGGCUGAAGAAGCUCGUGGUUGAUAGGGUUGAUGCAGAGGACGGCCAUUAUGAUGUCUUACAUCUUGGCACAGAUGAUGGCAGAGUAUUAAAGGUGGUCUCUGUACCUAAAGAGAACUGGGAAACUGAAGAAAUCAUUCUAGAAGAGCUUAAUGUCUACAAGGCAUGCCCGGAGACAGGAUGUGAGGUAUGGAGACCCCUGGAGCCAGUGUCAGGACAUGAGAGACGCCUACGAACACUCGUUCUCCCGCACGCUAGCCCGCUACGAGGUCCACGUUAUCCCCCAGAACCACAUCUCGAGAGUGCAGAACACCCAUCCCGGAAAUCACGCAACCUCGCCACGGGCCUACAAGGAACUCCAUCUAAUGGGAACGUCUGA